ACAACUUUUGAUAUGUCUGCAAUCCAAGUACGAAGCUUUAGUUAGCUAUUCCGGAAUUGCAAUGAGUGCUCCUCUCUCGACCAACAAUCCAUGGCUGGCAGGCUGGCAGCUUGGCAGUGGCCGCCAGCUGUCAGCCUCCGACAGCGAUAAGCAACAAACCCCACCGAAAAUCCGCCUUAUCGCUCAAUCGCUGGGAAAUUUCGAAACAGCAGUCCACCACAGCAACAAGGCGAAGGAAGGUUGCUGUCGCCAACACCAACCCGAACCAACCCCCCCAUCCACACACACACAAUGGGUCGCGAACUCCAAAAGCGCAAGCGGCGCUCGUCGCGCGCCAAGGUCACCAUGCCCAACCGGCGCAAGAAGGCGCUGAACCCGCUGGGCAACGACAUUAUCGCAAAGGCCUGGAACAAAAAAGAGACCCUCUCCCAAAACUACACGCGCUUCGGCCUGGUCGCCAAGCUCGGCAAAGCCACCGGCGGCACCACCUCCACCAACCGCUCGACGCUCACCACGGCCACCGACCCGCUGGCAGCGCAGGCCGCCGACCGGGCGCACGGCCUGCUGACGGUGGGCGAGGUGCGGGUGGAGCGGGACGCGGAGGGGCGCAUCACGCGCGUGGUGCGCGACAGCAACCCGCUCGGCGACCCGCUGAAUGCGUUGGAUUCCGACUCUGAUGAGGAUGAGGGGGGGGAUGCGGAGAUGCAGCUGCAGCGGGAGCAGGCGCAGGCGGAGGCGCGGUAUGAGGAGUGGGGUGGUUUUGGUGCGGGGGAUGGAAAAGAGGAAGGGGAGCGGCCCGAGGUGCUGCGCGCGCUGGAGCGCGAGGCGAACCGGCCGACGGAGAAGGCCGUGCGGCAUCAGAGCGGGCGUGAGAUGGAAUGGCUGCGGCGGUUGGCGGAUAAGCAUGGGGAGGAUACGGCCGCGAUGGCGAGGGAUGUCAAGCUUAACCCGAUGCAGCAGACCGCGGCGGAUAUUCGGAGGCGGUUGAAGAAGGCGGGGUUGUUGGAGGCGUGAAGUGGUUAGUGGUGUCAAAGGGGGUGGGUGUUCCAGAGAUGGAAAGGGCUGCCGCCGCAUGCGGUUCUGAUGCCCACGGGGAAGUUAGGGGAAACAAGUCUAGGUUUAUAUGGCGUGGUCCGUUCCUUGCGGGGGUGAGGGGACCAAAUGGGCUGCAACAUAUUUGUCAUAACUGGCGUUUGGCGUUGUCCAAGGGGUAGAGGUAAACAAACAAAAUCUACACGAACACAAACUAGAAGUCGAAACAAGAAAGUUGAAACAAAUUUUG
Chaetomium fimeti is the source of this 1282-nucleotide messenger RNA. RefSeq names its product ribosome biogenesis protein Nop16. Gene Ontology annotation, cellular component: nucleolus. Lineage: Eukaryota; Fungi; Ascomycota; Sordariomycetes; Sordariales; Chaetomiaceae. The coding region runs from base 292 to 1014 and encodes 240 amino acids. The transcript has 2 exons. Gene Ontology annotation, biological process: ribosomal large subunit biogenesis. The record is from RefSeq and is a predicted model, not a curated record.